AUGACAUCGCAGAGUCUUCUUGUCUACCAGGGGCUGACGCUCGUUCCAGAUGAUGCCCUACACGUCCACUCUAUAACACUAUCCGCAAACGUCUUUCUCACCGGCUGCUCUGUAUUACUCGAGCAAUUAUUCCUCAUUUACCGCUUUCGAAACCUCACCGACAGUCUUUACAUCACUUUUACGCUCUGCUUUCUUGUUUCGAUUCAUACUGCGGUUACACUCGGAGGCACCAUUUAUGUAGCCUCUCAUACUCAAGAUGCGUCCGCUACAGGUCACGUAGCUUCGAUCGGCAACAUCCUCAGAGCAGUUACCGAUAUCGCAAUAGCAGGGUCACUGGUCUAUGCCCUGGCAAGAGUCAAGACCGUGGACCCAUCGACAAAAAGUAUCAUGCACCGCGUCUCCGUUAAUACGAUGUCCUGGGGUCUAGUCUCCGCACUAUUCACCCUAGCGACGCUCAUAUUGUUUUUCGUCGAUAGAUCCGUUUCUUCGGUGUUUUUCUCUUGCCUGGGACGCGUAUACAGCCUGACAGUUCUCGUCAAUAUGACGGUACAUAAAGUGUCGCGGUUCAAAUCCCCUGGUGUACACACGAACGGCGAAAUAGAGCUUCAGUCUGCGCAGUUUAAUUCGAUGUGUAUAGAUGCUACUACAAGGCCGGAACAGACACGACGAAUCUCCAAUGACUGGCAAGUAGAGUAG
Molecule: messenger RNA, 696 nt
Organism: Desarmillaria tabescens
Lineage: Eukaryota; Fungi; Basidiomycota; Agaricomycetes; Agaricales; Physalacriaceae
Exons: 9
Coding region: 1-696 (231 amino acids)
Source: RefSeq, a predicted model, not a curated record